UCCCUCCCAAUAUUUCCACUUUGUUACUUCCGGUAAGCAAGAAGAACCGGAAAAGGCGGGGUUUCGGUACGCACAUCAACACGACUUUAAACGAUGAGGGCAAAAUCAAUCGCCGCGAGAAACAAAAUCAUAUAAUACAUAUAUGUAUGUUCAUAUUUUAGUCAUUACUUUGACGACAUGGCACACUCUAAAGUUGGACCCCUGAAUAGCUAAUUCGUUAGCGAUGACGAAAAGGAAGAGGACGACAAUGUCGGAGCUCAGCGACGAGGCCAGCGAGUCCGAGCAGCUCGGCGUGAGUCUGUCCCUGUGGCUGGGAGAGUCCCCGGUGAGCGCCGAGGAGCUGGACGUCCCCCUGGACCUGCACACCGCCUGCUCCAUUGGGCAGUACGACGUGGUGGCAGAAAGCAUCCAAAGGCGUGAGGUGGACCUGAACGGGAAGAACGCGGGAGGAUGGACGCCCCUGAUGUACGCUUCGUACAUUGGCCACGACAACAUCGCCAACCUUCUGCUGGAGGUCGGCGUGAACGUCAACGCCACCACCGCCAAAGGACAGACCCCCCUGAUGCUGGCCGCCAGCUGCGGGAAUGAAAGCAUCGCCUACUUUCUGCUCCACCAAGGCGCUGAGUUGGAGGUGAAAGACCGUCGGGGCUGGACGGCUUUGUUCCAUUGUACCAGCGCAGGACACCAGCAGAUGGUGAAGUUUUUGCUGGAUAACAAUGCCGAUGCCAACGUGAGGGAGCCCGGGUCCGGAUUUACUCCCCUAAUGGAGGCUGCCGCUUCUGGACACGAAAUCAUCGUUCAGUACCUGCUGGAUCACAAGGUGAAAGCAGACGAGCGCAACGCCAAAGGCGAGACGGCCCGAGCCCUGGCCAUGUUGUACGGCUACACCAAAAUAGCCAGCCUCAUCGACUCGCGCUGUCCGAGGAACAAAGCGGGACUUUUCCAAGACCUCAGCUCCUCCGAGGAUUCGGACGGCGCCCCGCCCAGGCCGCGGGCCGGCCGCGGCGGCCGAGCGAAAGGCGCCAGCAUCCACGACGGGCCCCAGGCCAUCGCCAAGUUCCGAGUCGGCGCGCCAAGCGAGCCUCGCGCCGCGGCGGCCGGCUACGCGACCUUCGGCGGUAUCGACGAGCGGAGCGACGGCAUCCGCUACCGUGACGUGACCUCGCCCAUCAACGAGCUGGACGGGCAGAGCAACAGCAGCCGAGACGAAAGUCCGUUCUUUGACCACGACAUGCCCACCAUGCGAAGCAGCGGCAGCAGCAGCGAAGGUUUGCCUCACCUGAUGGGCUGGGAAGGCUCCGUGGAGAGCAACGAGGACUCGGACCAGGGCCAAAAGAGUAGCUCGCGCCGGGUAACUAAGACGCAUCACGCCAAAGGAAAAAGUCGCCACGCCGGCAACGACGCACUUCACGGCGGAGCUCCGGGCGCGGAUGUCGCCGCGUCCUACAACGGUCCAAAGGAUUUGGCAGAGUUCUUGGAACAACUGGGCUUCUCAAAGUACCUGCCUUUACUUGAGGAGCAAGACAUCGAUCUACGCAUUUUUCUCACCCUGACCGAGAACGACCUGAAGGAAAUUGGCAUCACGUUGUUUGGGCCAAAGCGCAAGAUGACCUCGGCUAUCGCCAGAUGGCACAGCAGCGCCCGACCGCCCAGCGACGCACUGGAGCAGUCUUACGCCGACCAGCUGGAGGCCGAGAUGCAGGAGAUGGCCAUUCAGCUGCACAAACGCUGCGAGGAAGUGGAGGCCCUGCAGAGUCAGGUGUCGCAAGAGAAGGAGCUGCGCGCCGUGAUGGAGGGAUGCCUGAUGGAGGACAAGAUGGCGUGGAGGAGGGUGCACGGCCAGCUGGCGGAGAACCACCGGCUGACCCAGGACAUGAGCGCCACCUUGGCCCAGGCCCGAGCGUGUCGCUCGGAACUGCUCGCCUUGUUGAACGGCACCAAAAGUGAGCCAGCCGCCGGGUUUGCGACGAACGCCGGCGCAGCCGAGCUUGUGAAGAAACUCGACGCGUACGAAGAGGAACUGGCCGAUACUUUACAAACCGUGCUUCAGAGUCUGAGGCGACUGAGCGCUCCGGAAAAAGUGGCGGACAGCUGGGAAAGGCCUUAAACUUUCCAGCGGCUUCUGCAGUCACGACGGCGGGUGAGAUGACCACCCCGAACGAUGUCAACGGAGACCAGGCCAGACGCGGAGCCCACCCGAAUGGAUCGGAGCUCGCCAGACGCGGUCCGAUGCCCGAGGGGCUCCAAGACAAGCAGGCGAGAUGGGGCAUACGCGUGACCCUCACGCGCCCGUGUUGGUCGGCGUGUUUCUCGACUGCGGGCCGCAUGCACAAAUGCUGCGAAAUAGUUUCUUGAUGGGCGGUGGGCAAGGGACGGCCACGCAUGGCCCAACUCUGGUCUCUAUUCCCGCCUACCGAGGAUUUACUUCAUUGAGCUAGUGCGUUCAUUUUGCCAUUUUCGCUCUCUUGCUUUUUUU
This is a messenger RNA of Hippocampus comes (tiger tail seahorse), 2476 nucleotides long. RefSeq names its product ankyrin repeat and sterile alpha motif domain containing 3 (gene anks3). Lineage: Eukaryota; Metazoa; Chordata; Actinopteri; Syngnathiformes; Syngnathidae. Gene Ontology annotation, molecular function: protein binding. Gene Ontology annotation, cellular component: cilium. The record is from RefSeq and is a predicted model, not a curated record. The transcript has 16 exons. The coding region runs from base 224 to 2107 and encodes 627 amino acids.